AAACAGUAAAAUUUGGACCUGUAAAAUUACAUUAUUGCCCAUCAUUUUUUUUAUGUGAUAGAAGACUAAUUUGUCUCUUCACCCUCUUUUGGUUGACAAAUAGGGUUUUAUUAAUUAGUAGAGAUUUACAGCUUUCAUUUGGAACAGUUCCUACCUUUAACCUUGAUGAGAGCAUCUUUUUAAAUAUCCUUAGAACUGAAAGUAUUAAGAACUGUGCUUUUUUUUUGUUUUUCAGAAUUUGGAGGCUAGGGGGACAUCUGGUAGUGGGUUUUCUAGUCUUAGUUUAUCUAUUUUAAAAUUCUACUGUUGAUAUUUGAAUGUCAAGAAAUACUUUAAGUCAAUAUAGUGUGAUAUUGAGAUUGUUACAUCUUUACACCUGCUAGGUGAUUUCUAAUCCUGUGAUUCAAAGUCCAAACACAGGUAAUAUCUUCAAGGAAGGUCCUGUUUCCAUCUUUCCACAUCUCACUUUCAGCUAAUUGUUUCUUUACACUUUCCGUUCUUAUUUAUUGUCCCUUAGAAACAAUGGCUCUCCCUAUUAUCAAUGAAAUGCCAUCUUAUUGGAGAUGAAUGCGAGAGGGAGUUGGUUGAUAAUGACAUAGGGUGCUAGUGGGUGUGCAACUAGGAUUUGAAGGAUCUCUGCCCAGCACAAUUGUUUUAAACAGAACAAAUCUUGACUUUUACUUCAGUAUUGGCCCUGAAUGGACCAGAGAUUGGUGGGUCAAAGUGUGAAAGCAUAUUUAUAGGCAGGAGGCUCUUGGUCGAGCUAUUUGGUGAUGUUGUGGCAUAUACUUCAUACUUAGUCAAACUAUUUUGAAGAUUUUCAAUUGGCAUGCAAGGCCAGAACUUGUUUCAAUAAACUGCAUUUUUCUUUGCCCAUCUCUGGAAGUUAAAUUUAUCUUGCAUUUGCCUAUGUGUUGGUUGCCUUUUUCGUUUGUUUUGAUGACCAGUUUUAAUUUCUUUGAAACCGUCUGGCUUUGGUUUGAGGGUUUUUUUCUUUAAAUUAUUUUCUACAAGAAUGCUGACUCCUUUCUCCCAUCUACAUUCUGAGUGUUUAGAAAUGUUUUAAUUAUUACAAGAAAUACUUCUGUAAUGGGUUACUUAUCAAGAGUUUAUGGUUAAUACUUCUAACUUCUUACUGUAGUGGCCUAGAUGUGGGCCUCCAUGUGUUUUAAAUGGAAAAUGCUGAAAGAAGAGAAAUGCAUGCAUGAUUAACCUUAGAAAUAUCUAAUAAUGGUGACAUUUAGAGAUUUUUCUGGAUACAGCCUGAUUUGGGGUAAAGGCAUGCAGAAAUUAAUACUAAUAUCAAAUGAAUGAUUUUGUAUGGGUGGCAUUUAUUUAGAGGUAUCUAUAUUUGAAACUAAAGUUUUGAUGUAACGCACUUAGGUUGGUGUUGAAAUCUAGGUGUUAUAUUGUUGCCCCUCUUACUGCUCAGUGCUCAUACAACUUAAAUAUUUUUAUUCGGCUUCAUUGGUAUUUUGUGAUUUUCUUGUAAUCUUACAAGUCUUGUCAUCUUUGGUCAAUGGUUUUGAUCUUUUAGUCUUUUCUGUUUCUUCUAUCUCCUAACUUUAAACAUUUUGGUUGCACACUACUUAGACACAAAAUAUGUAAUAUUCUAUUAUUUGUGAAUACCAGCUUACAUUCACACAAGCAUUUACAAGUUUGGGUGAAGUUGUUAUGAGAAUAAGAAAAGAAAGUAAAAAAAAAAUUUGCCUUUGUUUUGGAAUUAAGUAUGUAUGCAGCUUGGGGGAACCUGCAGCACUGCUGUCUUUCCUUUCUGAUGUUUGUCCAAUAUGAGUCCUUGAUGUGUAUUGUGACUCUCGCAGUCUGAUUACUAACGAAGUUACUUUUCUACAUUUUGAGGAGCCUUUCCCGUUUUCUGCAGGUUGUGGUAUUAUUUGGUAGAUUCUAUUUCUAGCUCAUAACUUGUUCGUGGCUGUAAGCUGACGAAAGUUAUGGGGCAUAGACAUCAGUUCACCACAUCUCAUAUUUUUGAGAGUGAAAAUGAGCAGAAUUGGAAUCAUAUGAACAUGGAACAACCUUUUGGGCAUUUGGGCUGGGAGGGCACUGGGGAGAACAGUUCUUUCUUUUAUCCUGUAGAAAACAUGUGUAUAGAUGGAAUGCCUUUUGCUUCAAAUUGGAACCCCGCUCCGAGGUCAUAUGGGUACUCUUCCAUGAACCACAAUGUUGAUACACCGCAUUUUCAACCUGAUGCUUCUGGUCCAUCUCAUGACCCUUUUCAGCAUCCAAUAAGUGCUGGUACCUUUGGCUUGGCCAGUGGGAACUAUGCUCAUCAUGCACCUUCUUCUAGUUAUGACCAGUGUACAUUCCUUGGUGUUGAGGGUGGUUUUGUUGAUCUCACGAUGAGCAACGGAAGGGGUCCUCAUAAGAGAAAAAGCCCAGGGAUCCCUUCAGUAUCUGAGAGAGGAAGCACCAGCAGACAUUAUAGUGCUGGAAGUAGUUCCUCUGAGCUCCCUAGGUCUGCAGAAUUACAGCAUGAGAAAGUAAACAUGGAUACCUCACACAUGCCCUGGGAUCACGUCUCUAUGAUCCCCAGCUAUAGAGGGAAUGGACUCUCAAUUAGGGGUGACGGAUCCAUGAGAAAUGUGAGAAGCCGGUCUGAACAUGAUUUGGAGUCCAAUCUAGCUAGGACAUAUUCAUCGAGCAAUCCUUUGCAUACUUCUUAUCCUGCAAGUCUCCCUAUUGACCAUUCUAGUACCAACGAUCUCUCUGGUCAGGGUUCUACUGCUUUGACGAAUGAGUGGAACCAUAUUAGUGUGGCUCCUCAUGGAAGGGUAAUGGCUCCAGAUACAAGUGGUUUUGGUCAUGAUCCCAACCACUUCCAUUUGGGAAGUAGUGGUAAUGCUUCUGUGGAUAAUGGGUUAUACCAUCAUGAUUUCAUGUUGAGCAGAAGUACUGCUGUUCCUCAAAGUUAUCCUGGUGCCUUAGCCCAAACUGUAAGGGGUGUUCGCAGUACCUAUUCUCAAAGAUCUCCCCCAGCCUUCAGGGCUUCUUCAAGCAACUUGCGAUUGGGACAUGCAGCGCAUUCAGAUGAAGGAUUGCAGCCGAUGCCAGAAAAUUACCCAAGACAUCCUAGGCCAGUGGCCUCUGUUGGGUGGCGUCAAAAUGACAGGAGUGGUAGAUUGAGGAUGUCUAAUAAUAGAUACCGAGUCCCUGAAGAGUCUGCUCUCCAGGACCGGUUUUCGUCUGAGGGAUUUAUGGUUGUGGAUCGCCCAGUUUUUCAUGGGUCGAGGAAUAUGCUUGAUCAUCAUAGAGACAUGAGGCUGGACAUAGACAACAUGAGUUAUGAGGAACUCCUCGCACUAAGCGAAAGGAUUGGGAAUGUCAGCACAGGCUUGUCUGAAGAUUUGAUACCGAAGUGUUUAACAGAAACCAUAUAUUGUUCAUCGGAUCAAGUCCAGGAUGAAGGUUCAUGUGCAAUUUGCCUGGAAGAGUACAAUGACAGGGAUGAUGUUGGUGCAUUGAAAAGUUGCGGUCACGAUUACCAUGUGAGCUGCAUCAAGAAGUGGUUGUCAAUGAAAAAUUCUUGUCCAAUCUGCAAAGGUUGUGCACUUCCUGAUAAUAUGAAGGAGAAAUAAUUUAAUCUCGUUGUAAGCGCGCUUCAUUAUAUUACCAUUCUUGUAUAUAUAUUUAGAGAUAAUCCAAAAACGGAAGAAGCAAGACUUGUCUCGUGUUAUGUAAAGGGAGUGUUAGCCAAUUUAAAUUAAUUUGUUUCAGGCUUCCAUUUAAAUGUUGUGAAGCCUUUUUGCAA
This is a messenger RNA of Pyrus x bretschneideri (Chinese white pear), 3769 nucleotides long. RefSeq names its product probable E3 ubiquitin-protein ligase ZFP1. The transcript has 6 exons. The coding region runs from base 1953 to 3596 and encodes 547 amino acids. The record is from RefSeq and is a predicted model, not a curated record. Gene Ontology annotation, molecular function: ubiquitin protein ligase activity. NCBI's taxonomy places the organism in Eukaryota, Viridiplantae, Streptophyta, Magnoliopsida, Rosales, Rosaceae.